AGCACAACUCCUCUCGGUACAAAAGUCAAAAAUUUACAAAAAAAAGGAUAUCAAAGAUAUCAUUGAAACCAUGAGAACAGCACAUUCACAAAGUAUCAUACUUAUGGAUCUUCGAAGAUAUAACUUUAUUCGAAAAAAUCUUGAUCAUUAA
This is a messenger RNA of Racocetra persica, 151 nucleotides long. NCBI's taxonomy places the organism in Eukaryota, Fungi, Glomeromycota, Glomeromycetes, Diversisporales, Gigasporaceae. The record is from the annotation of a GenBank genome assembly.